Bactrocera dorsalis (oriental fruit fly) is the source of this 1604-nucleotide messenger RNA. RefSeq names its product beta-parvin (gene parvin). Gene Ontology annotation, biological process: cell projection assembly; actin cytoskeleton organization; substrate adhesion-dependent cell spreading. Gene Ontology annotation, cellular component: actin cytoskeleton; focal adhesion; cytoplasm. Bases 134 to 1225 code for a protein of 363 amino acids. The transcript has 6 exons. The record is from RefSeq and is a predicted model, not a curated record. NCBI's taxonomy places the organism in Eukaryota, Metazoa, Arthropoda, Insecta, Diptera, Tephritidae. Gene Ontology annotation, molecular function: actin binding.
CUAGUGUAAUCCCAUUAUUAUGCACUAUAUCAGUUCCUGGUUCUCAUCAGCAUUAAGUGUUUCAAAAGAGAGUACUUUUAUUCCAAAUCUUUUGCAGUUUUAUUGAAAAUAUCCCUUGAAACUUAAUUUCACGAUGUCGUUAAGACGCCCAAAAUCUCCGCACAUGGCUCACAAUGUGAAAAGUGCAGAAAAAGAAGAAAGUUUUUGGGAAAAAUUUAGCACAAUUGGAAGGAAAAAGGGAACGAAGGAGGUUCAAAAAGUUGAAGAAGAAGGGAAACACGCUAUUGAAUCGCCAGGAUUACCAAAUCAAUUUGAUAUACCUCCAGAAGACUAUACAUUAAGGGACUUAGAACAGCGUGCGGUAAUAGACCCCCAGUCAUUAAAUAAUCCUGAAGUAAUUAAGCUUCAACGCAUUCUAAUCGAUUGGUUGAAUGAUGAGUUAGCAGAACAACGCAUAAUAGUGCAAAGCAUUGAAGAAGAUUUAUACGAUGGACAAGUUUUGCAUAAAUUAUGGGAGAAACUGACUGGUAAAAAACUUGAUGUGCUAGAAGUAACACAGUCUGAGGAAGGCCAACGGCAAAAACUUGAUUUUGUGUUAAACGCUGUUAACCAUACAUUAGGAUUUCAUCAGAAGAUACCAAAAUGGUCGGUUGAAAGUGUACAUUCAAAGAACUUAGUGGCUAUUCUCCACUUAUUAGUAGCGCUGGCUCGUUAUUUUCGGGCUCCUAUUCGAUUACCAGAAAACGUUUUUGUUUAUGUUGUUAUUGCCCAAAAAAGUGGUGGCGUCUUGAAUGCACAGAAAUUUCGUGAACAAAUAACUUCUGAAUAUGAUGACGUAGGAAUGCGUUGUGACAAAGAUGCAUUCGAUACACUUUUUGAUUGCGCUCCAGAGAAAUUAUCUGUGGUUAAAAAAUCGCUUAUAACUUUUGUAAACAAACAUUUAACUAAGUUGAACUUUGAAAUUACUGAUCUGAAUUCAGAUUUUCGAGAUGGUGUAUAUUUAUGCCUGUUGAUGGGAUUACUAGGAGGAUUUUUUGUCCCAUUGUAUGAAUUCCAUCUAACACCGCAAGACAUAGACCAAAUGGUCUCAAAUGUGGCUUUUUCAUUUGAUUUAAUGCAGGAUGCCGGAUUGCCAAAACCGAAAGCUCGACCAGAAGCUCCUCCUUCGAUGCCGUCUUUAUCUCGUCAAGAGAAGCGUAACGUCGUCAUUUCAUGGGCCUCUUAAGUUUAGGGAACAAAAAAAAGUCACAGGGGGCCAGAUUUGGGGAAUACGGUGGCUGCGGCAUCAUUAGUGUGUUGUUUUUGGCCAAAAAGUCGCGCACAAGCAACGAUGUGUGAGCAGGGGCGUUAUCGUGGUGCCAUUUUUUUUAAUAGGUAAAAAUCGAAGACGAUCCAAAACGGCGGAUUGCUUCGCGCAAAUUGGGCAUAACUUGCAGGUAAUAUUCCUUAUUGACCGUUCUUCCCUGUGGCAAGAACUCAUGAUGCACCACGCCCCUGCAAUCGAAGAAAACUGUCAGCAAAACUUUCGCGAUACUUUUUGAACACACCUCGAAUAAUUAGAUACUAUAAUUUAGUUUACUUAUGCUUACUUAAAACAUAAAAAA